AUGGCAGACCCUAUAGGCGUCGUAUCACUUGCAAUCACCCUAAUACAAGGUGCCUAUAAGGCUUAUGGCAUUCACAAACUCACUGAAGCCUUCGGGAACGAUUUCCGACGCCUCCAGAGGAGGUUUGACACACAGAUAGGACUUCUUCGUAUUCAGGCUUAUCGACUCCGCCAAGCGACUUUACUUGGAUUAACGGGUACAUCGACAGAUGAGAAAGAAUGGCUGUCGCACAUCCACGGCCUCGUCUUAGAGAUCAAAUUGAAUAUGGAAACAUGCCAGGAAAUUGCGGAGAAGUAUCUUGGCGACUUAACACCUUCCUCGCAGCCAGAUGGCUCGCAAGUAACAUUGAAGGACCCCAAAACUACCACGGCUGACCUUGAGCUAUCCCAUACCAAAGAACCUGUCUCAGAACCUCGUAAUAAACGACGAUGGCGCUUCCUAGGAAAGUCAGGCCGGAAAAAGGUCGAGGAGUUGGGGAAACAGAAAGAAAGACCCCUCGAUGCGGAUGAGAAACCCAUGUACAAAUCCGAAAAGAUUACUGCUGUGACAACUAUCCCACCUCAAAUACUGAAUGAGACAGAGUUGGAUCAGAAGCAAAAGGUAGAAGAAGACGUUUCGGCCUCGCUCCAAGGACAGACCAAAUACAGAUCAAAACUGAGAUGGGUAACUGAGGAUAAGCAGACAUAUCUGGAGAAUCUUCAGUUGAUUUCUGAGGAUGUUGGGUACCUUCGGAUUUAUGUAGAUACUUAUAUUCAGCCACCGGAUACAACAUCGAACGCAAAUGCAGCCACAGGCCAACUAUCCAGGCUUCCUACUGAUCGGGCGCGUGCGAUCAUUGCAUCAGGGAACCAUGUAGGACGCCAUCAGCACGGUCUUGUCGAGCAGCACUCACAAGCUCCUGGAGGUGAUGAACAGUUGGAAUGGCUCGAAAAUUCGCUAUUUAGCUGCCAGGAAGCGUUCCGUCAACUUCGUCUCGACAUGCGAUCCGAUUUCUCCCUGAAAUUGUGCUAUGACCAUCGCCACACCUGGCGCCAGUUUCGGCCACAUCGAGGUGUGAGUGCGCGGAAGGAUUCUAUUCUCUUCAUCCUCCAUACAGAACCAAAGAGACUUUCUCCUGAGGGUUUCGUACUUGUCAUUGACACGCCCGGUAUCCAGUCUUGCGAGAAACGGUGCCUAGAAAAAAUAAGCGUAGGUAGACAUUUACGCUAUCGGAUUCAGAAAGGGGAUAUUAUUGAGGAAAUCGCCAGCAGCAUGGAUCUUGAUCGCACUCAAAAGGAUGAAUACACCUGUCUAGGUUCUGUGAAGAUGAACCUCACUAGACCUUUCGUUGUACCUGAAGAUCUUGUUCCGAUCAGUCUGAGAGAUAAAGGAAAACAGGCGCUUAAAGCGUCCACUUCCUCCGAAAAUCUACAUCGGGGGCGAGAUACUUACUUGAUCGGUCCCGAGGAUGAGUUCAGCGAGACUGAAUCCUUGGAUGGGGCCUUCAUUGAGGAGAAAUCUCAAGGAGAGCCUACAGCGAAUGGCUUAGUGCAAAAGCAAGAUAUGGAGAGCACACUCACCGAAACAGAGUAUCGAAUACUCCAAAGGCCAAUGCUAUAUCAUGUUUAUCAAGACCGCAAGUCUCGAUGGACUCCCUACAAAACUCUGGAUAAGCUCUUAGAAGAAGACAAGUUUCGGGACCACAAGUUUGCAGAUUCUCAUCUGCGUCUGGCACUCCUCGUAACGAGCAACUACGUGAGUCUCGGUGCGAGUGGCCAAGCUUGCAUAUUCCGUCCUGUGGACUGUAUAUAUUAUACACCAACCGACGGCACGAGCACUCUUACGCAUGAGGAAAUUAUCCUCAGUCCUUACAUACGAAUAUCACACGACAAUGCCAAACAACCGACUGGGCUUGCAAGCGGAAUUACCUCUACCAAACGCAUCGCGUUGUUAGAGCUAGGUUUGUUGUUGUACCAAAUUGGGAGCUGGCGCACUCUUGCGUACGGGCAUCCAGACGGCUUGUUGGGGAUGGUCAAAGACGCAGUCACCAACUUGGCAGCUGUAACCAACCAUACCGGCCAUCUACUCGCCUCUUUGACCCACUACUGUCUUACUGAUCAGGGCUUCUCCACGAAACGACUGAGCAUGGGGAUACAUGUCUCCAGAAUCCAUGAGUGGCCUCGCUAUGGCAACGAAGACACUUACCGUGCUUUGAGAGCUUAUCUCCAAUCCAGUCAGAGUGACCCCCGAGCCAAAGCAGUCCCCACCCUGAUACUGAUGAAUCAUCGCCCCGUGAACGAGGUUCUAGAGAUAUGUCAUUUUGUCCUCAGACCUCUAGAGGCCGCUUUGUACAACAUCGGGCUGCUGGAAUCGAAACUUGAAGACGGAGGCAGCAGUACGUCUAAGCGACGACCUAACCACCUCACAAUGCACAAACGUCAUGUGGAUGUUGAAACUCUCUAUUAUUAUAAUAUUCCAUACGAAUGGGAUCCAACUGAUCCAGACAGAUUCAUCAUUCUCCGAGACAUGGAUCAACGCGAUUUAGAAAGCCUUUGGAAACAUACUCAUCGCUUGCGUGGCUCUGCUACGACGAAGAAGCCACCCUAUAAUGAACCAGACGGGAAGCAUACCAGUGCGUCGGACGCAGAGGUUGAUGAUGAAGAGAGUGAUGGGCCUCGCUUCUUUAGGAGUCGAACGUUCGAUGGGCCUGACGUACCUAGACGUUCCGUCGACUCCGAUUAA
Messenger RNA from Alternaria burnsii, 2721 nucleotides. RefSeq lists its product as uncharacterized. The record is from RefSeq and is a predicted model, not a curated record. NCBI's taxonomy places the organism in Eukaryota, Fungi, Ascomycota, Dothideomycetes, Pleosporales, Pleosporaceae. The coding region runs from base 1 to 2721 and encodes 906 amino acids. The transcript is spliced from 7 exons.